CAGACCGCCCGCCCGCCCUCCUGCUGGUGCCUCCGCGGCCCCAGGUUCCGCACAAGUUUCCGCCGCCGGAGAAGCAGGAGGCGAAGGCGGGGGAGGACGGACUAGGGGAGUCGUACGCCCCCGGCCCUCCCGCCCGCUAUGUGGGGGCGCUUCCUGGCCCCGGAGGCCGGCGGCCGGGACAGCCCCGGCGGAGCCCGCAGUCUCCCGGCGGGCCCAGAUUAUUCCUCAUCAGCAUGGUUACCUGGUAAUGAGUCAUUGUGGCAGGCCACAGCUGUUCCAUCCAACCAUCGAAAUAAUCAUAUCAGGAGACAUAGUAUAACUUCUGACAGUGGUGACACCGGCAUUGGAACUUCUUGUUCUGACAGCGUGGAAGAUCAUUCAACUUCAAGUGGCACAUUAUCUUUUAAGCCUAGUCGGUCGUUGGUUACUCUUCCUACUGCCCAUGUCAUGCCGUCUAACUCCAGCGCUACAGUUUCCAAACACAGGGAAUCAUUGACGUCAGAUGGCUCAAAAUGGAGUACUAGCCUCAUGCAAGCAUUGGGAAACCACAGUAGGGGAGAACAGGACUCUUCACUAGACAUGAAGGACUUCCGGCCCCUCCGGAAAUGGUCAUCUUUAUCCAAACUCACUGCCCCGGAUAACUUCAGCCAGGGUGGCAUUGUACACACUGAAGAGUCAAGGAGUGGUUUGGAAAAGACAGGGAGAGGCAAGGUUUUAACCUCGCAACUAAGAACAAUUGGGCCUAGCUGCUUACAUGAUAGUAUGGAGAUGCUUAAACUAGAAGACAAGGAAAUAAAUAAAAAACGAUCGUCAACUCUGGACUGCAAAUAUAAAUUUGAGAGCUGUAGCAAAGACGACUUUAGAGCUUCCUCCUCCACCCUUAGGAGACAGACCUUAGACAUGACAUACAGUGCCUUACCUGAAAGCAAGCCCAUUAUGACAAAUGCAGAGGCUUUUGAACCUCCGAAAUAUUUACUGCUUGGUCAACAGGCAGUAGGUGGAGUCCCCAUUCAACCUUCUGUGAGGACACAGAUGUGGCUUACGGAGCAGUUGCGGACAAACCCAUUGGAAAAUAGAACUACAGAGGACUCUUACAGUUUAGCUCCUUGGCAACAGCAGCAAAUUGAAGAGUUUCGACAAGAAAAUGAAACACCAGUGCAGGUUUUGACCGGAUCCUCUCGUCAAAGUUAUUCACCUUCUGGCUAUCAGGAUUUCAGUAAGUGGGAAUCAGUGCUGAAAAUAAAAGAAGGACUGCUAAGGCAGAAAGAAAUUGUAAUUGAUCGGCAGAAGCAGCAAAUUAGCCACUUACACGAGAGGAUAAGGGAUAAUGAAAUACGGGCACAACAUGCCAUGUUAGGACAUUAUGUGAACUGUGAAGAUUCUUUUGUGGCUAGUUUGCAGCCACAGUAUGAGAACAGUUCACUCCAAACUCCAUUUUGUGAUCAGUCAGUAUCCCAUUCCCAGCAAGAGGAACUUGAGCAAAAGCUUGCAUCUACUGAAAAAGAGGUUUUACAGCUCAACCAGUUUCUCAAACAAAGAAUAAGCCAAUUUAGUGAAGAAAAGAAGAAACUGGAGGAAAAGCUUAAAACCAGAGAUAGAUAUAUCAGUAGCCUGAAAAAGAAAUGUCAGAAGGAAUCCGAACAAAAUAAAGAAAAGCAGAGAAGAAUUGAGACCUUGGAAAAGUACCUGGCUGAUCUUCCAACUCUAGAUGAUGUACAGAGUCAGAGUCUUCAGCUUCAGAUUCUAGAAGAAAAAAAUAAGAAUUUGCAAGAGACUCUGCUGGAUGCAGAAAAAAAGCUUGAAGAGAUCAAAAAACAGUGUCAAGAAAAAGAGGCACAACUAAUAUGCCAGAAAAAGAAAGAAAAGGAGUUGGUAACUACAGUUCAGAGCUUGCAGCAAAAAGUAGAAAGAUGCCUUGAAGAUGGAAUUCGCCUUCCCAUGUUAGAUGCAAAACAGCUUCAAAAUGAAAAUGAUACCCUGAGAGAACAAAAUGAGAAUGCUAGUAAGAUAAUAGACAGCCAACAAGAUGAGAUUGAAAGAAUGAUUUUAGAAAUUCAGUCUAUGCAAGGGAAGCUUUCUAAAGAAAAAUUGACUACUCAAAAGAUGAUGGAAGAGCUGGAAAAGAAGGAAAGAAACCUACAGAGAUUAACAAAAACAUUGCUUGAUAACCAAAGACAAACAGAAGAGACGUGCUCUUUAUUGGAUCAAGGCCAGGAAGGAGACCAAUCCAGGCAGCAGACAGUACUCACUAAAUGGCCACUAUCUGAUUUGAGUGUGAUUGAUCAGCUGUUCAAGGAAAUGUCCUAUUGUUUGUUUGACUUGAAGGCAUUGUGUAGUAUUCUUAAUCAGCGUGCUCAGGGCAAGGAGCCUAAUCUUUCCUUAUUACUGGGAAUCAGAUCAAUGAACUGUUCAGCUGAAGAGACUGAGAAUGACUACAGCCCAGAGACACUCACUAAAAAAUUGUCAGAUGUAUGCCAGUUACGGAGGGACAUUGACGAAUUAAGGACUACAAUAUCAGACCGCUAUGCUCAGGACAUGGGAGACAACUGCAUUACCCAGUGAUCAACUAUUGGUCCCACAGCAAUAAUGACCCAUUGUUAAAUGCUGCUGUGUUACAGUUCUUCAUAUUUCUUUUUAGGAGCCAUAAUGGAAAGUCACAAGUGACAUAUCGCUUACACAUAGGAUUUUUUUCCAUAAAUUUGUUUUAUUGGAGUGAGAAAGGGGAUUUGAUGAGGUUUCAAAGGGGCUCAUCUAAUCAGGCCAAAAGAAUGACUUACUAUUUGAAAAAUGUGAUAAAGUGUUUAAGAAAAAAAAAAAAAUCUGUAUUCUCAAACUACUGAUCGUAGGACCAAGCUGUGAAGCGUGCCCUUCAGAUAAUGGGAAGCUUGUGUUGUACUUUGGGGUUUUCAAGGGCUGGCUGAACAAGAGUAUUCAACAGCAGGCAAGUGUUUUAAUAGUAGUACAGCUGGCAAAACCAUUUGUAUUUUGAACAACCACUGUGCUGAGAUGAUGAGGUUGUGGGAUCGGGUUGAUUUUAGUACUGUAGAUAGGUCAGCUAUUUUUCCAGAGUGAUUGUGGAUUGCCUUAGAGGUAUGAAAUUUUGAUGUGAUGAUCUUUUUCAUUAGCAUUGUAAUUUAUAUAUCACAAGGCAUUUUAACAUAAUCUGAACUAAUUUUAACAUGUCCCUUACUAUUUACAAUUACUAUUUACUUACAUAUAUCAAUGUAAACAAAGCCAUAAAGAAUUAAUGCAAACCUUCUAAGGCUGUUGUAAAAGAAGGAUUAACUGAAAAGUCACUCUGGAACAGUAGUUUAUUUAUCCAAUUCUCAAACGUUUACAUUUCAGGAGUUUUGUAUAUGUUUUAAAGUUUUAAAACAUAAAGUAUAUGUUUUAAGAAAAGCCAGUCUGUAUUCUUUAUAUCUGAAUUAUCACUAACAUAAAAUUUAAACCAGGUGAUGUUUCAAUUCCAUUUAUUAAGUAAAGUACAUUAAAAACAGGGUUUUUCAUAGAAUACAAACUUGACCAGGUUAGUUCUUCUUCAGGAAUACAGGAUAUCACUAUGAAAUGCAACUGAUUGUUAAGUAGACACAAUUAUUUAAACUUGCAAAUGAGUAUAUUCCUGUUUUAGUUGGUAUUUUGGAAGGACUAUGUAUUUUAAUGCCUUUAGAGCAUUUAUUGCAUUCUUUUGAAUACUUAUAGCAAUCAUUGUCCUUUAAAAACUGGUUUGUUUUCUUGAUGCAACCAGGUCUCAUACAGGUCAAGACUAAAUAAGAGAGAGAAGGAAUAAGGGGUGGUAAUCAAGCAGGAAAAUACUGUUUGGGGCAAGAACAGAUCAUGUGUCUGGUUUUCGUUUUGUUUUGUUUGUUUUGUUUUGUUUUGGGUUUUUUUGCCAGGCUUAAAUACUGGUAUAAAGGCUGCUCCUAGAAAAGAUUUUUCUUAAAUAUUUUCAGCAGUGAAAACAUAUGUGGGAUAAGAACUUCAAGGAAACUGCCCACGAAGACAUUCAGUUCAAAAUUUGGCUUAUAUGCAGUGCUCAGUAAGUUAUUUUAAGGUUAUGUUGCAACAGUCAGUUAUAAUACAUUGUAAGGACAUCAGACUUUGUUUCUGUUCAGUGCCUGAGUAUUCCUUGCUCUUGCUUCUUAGGAUCUGGGCACUAAGAAAUCAGUGCAUUAUAGUGAUUCUGCAUCCCAAGGUCCCUAACUUAAUAAGGAAAAGUCACUGGUAAGAACGUGGCAUUCUAAUGUGUUCAUUUGUUUUCUUAAUGUUGGCGGUUUGAAGACAAUCAGGGAGCAGUAAAGUUAUACCAAAAAUCUGAUGCAAAGAAUUCUGCCUUGUAAAAGUAUCUAGAAAAAUGGGCCUUUACAGUAAAAUAGAUAAUAACAUCUGAGAAAGAUAAGAGAUAUGCAGCACACAUUUUUACAUUCUCUCUGAAUAGAAAUCCCUACCCUUAUCCCCAGCCUCCACGGUUUGGGAAAUAAAGGCACCCUAAGGUGAUAGUGCUAAUGCACAUAAGUAAUCACUGAUUUGGGUCACUCGGUUCUUAAUGUCUUUGAGGUUUUUUAGUAUAUGUUUUGGGGUUUUAUGGUUAUUGUUGUUUUAAACAAACUUUUGGUCAUUUGUUUUAAUAUACUGUAGAUACAUUUUUGUUUUCUGGCUUAGGAUAAAAUAAUUUGAUUUUUUAAACAAGUUUUCUAAAACUUACAGAAUUUGACUUAAUUUACUUGUCUUGAGAUAAAAAUGUUUUAACUUAGUAAAAAAUUGACAAACUACUGAUGUAUUUCAGUUUCCAACAUGUAUACUCCCCCAUAAAUAAAAAAGGGAAAUAAGAUGUGAUAGUUCAGGUAUAACUCUGAAUUACAAAAUGUAAUCUCUUGGAGUCUGGAGUUUGUGAAAGGACCUAAAUAAUAAGUAGAAAGCCUUGGAGGGAAUUGGGGGGGGGGGGGUAAUGAAACUAGUAGUAGUCUAAUUUGUCAGCAUUUAAUUUUGAUUUUAUUUUUCAGAAAAUUGCCCUCUCCCUAGAUAACCUCUUGUGUUAGAAUGUAGUAAUAGUGAUAUCUCACUGAAAGCAAAGAUUUUACUAUUAGGUCAAGUAAGAUGGGCAGAUAGAAAACACUGUAGUGUCUUAUCCUAGUUUAAACUGGGAUGUUCUUAGAAGUUAUUAUACUGAUAUAUAUCUGAGAUGAAAAUUAACCUAAAUUUUGAAGUUAAAUCUAUUUGAAAAUUUCCUUAUAUGUGAAAAAAUUUUAAUUAUGCUUCUGUGAAUUAAAUGCUUAUCUUCUUAGGAAAUGUCUUAUGCAGUAUUAACAUUUAUUAUUGAUCUGCUGGGUUUUGAAGUUGAGUUUAUUCUGCCCCAGUGACACUAAAGCAAGGAUAAAGUAACAGUAUCUCAAUAAAAGACCCAGUUACCUAUGCAGAUAAAAUUAACUGAAUCAAAGGCACAGUAGUUGUCUUUUCAUUUUGAUGUCCAAAAAGGAUGACUUUAGUUUAACUUAGUAAAUUUUCAGUGGCCUCUAAUUUUAAAAGCUCAAGUGUUGACUGGGUAAGUCAUGCCUGAAUUUUUUUUAAGUGUGGCCCCUUCUUAUGUUUGAAAUGGGGUUCAAUAUUUAAUAUUAACAAUAUUGUUUUUUAGUGAAACUUAUUUUGGUCAUGACAGCUUAUUAAACUGAAUUAGACUUCUUUCAGUAACUUGUUGGAGACAAUCUCAAGGGCCGGAAAGUGUUGCUAAAAUGGAUAUUGUACAUUUCUGACUCACUAAUGAGCUUAUAAAUUAAUUUUGUCAUAGUUCAAGACAUUAAUAGAAAUCUCUUAGAGGAUAUUUUCAAAGAAAUCUGUAUUGGGAAAAUGUUCUUUCGAUAUCAGUAAUAGUUCAUUGAAUAACUUAGCAGCGGAGAACUUGGACUAUAUUUUUACAUAGCAUAGCUCAGCUCAUGCACACCUUUAGUUUGGAUUAUUGGUAUUCUUUUAUGUAAAUUUCUAUCAUUGUAGAUAUGUAAUUAUAGUAAGAAGCAGUUCUCAUAACCUUGCUCAGACUAUAUCAUUUGAAACUGCCAGUAGCUGUAGCUCUCAGAGCCAAAGUUAAUUCAUUUUGUUUCUUUCCAUUUUGGGCAAAUUUUGGUGUUCACAAAACAAGAAAAAUGAUUUCCUAUUUGAUUAUAAAGAGUAUAAUUUCUAACCUACCCCAAGUUGCCAUGGUGGCAUAUUACUGUAUGAUAAUAUUAUACAUUUAAUCAUGAAGGGGGAGAGCUUUUGGAUUUUUAGAAUUUUCUUAUUUAAAAGUAUUGAGUAUAUUAAUGUAGUUUCAGAUCAGUAAUUCAUUAACAACACUUGCAGCUGCAUACAGAGAGAACCUUUUGUGCCUUUUUGCCUGCAGUAAGCAUUCAUUUCUAUUUUACAUGAGUUAUAAGAAUGUUGAUGAUUAUUGCACCUUGUUCUUCUGUAAAUAGACCUGAUUAAGGAUUUUUUCUUAAGCAAGGAGCAGUUUUUCAUUACUAGGUAAAUACUUUAGGAAACUUGAGAGGAGGGUAUCGGAUACGUCUUUGGAGCCCAGCCCUUUCCCAGUAUAGAGAGCAGGAAGCUCCUUCGGAAUGUAGUUAUUUGUGUGUAUAUGUGUGUACAUAUGUGUAUAAAUAUUUAAAUACAGAAACAUAAAAUUUGGCAUCACAUUGGUGUGAUGACAAGAAGUAGUAAGGUGCUAGGUGGUUACAUUAAAAGCACAGCAGAGUGUAUAAUCAGUCACUGUGACUGGUGGUUUUGUAAACUAGGUUCAGUUUUUGAACCACCCAGAAUACCUCAUGUGUAAAUAAAAUGGUCAUGACUUAAUUGAAAUACAGUUAUUGUAAAGAGAAUGUGAAGCCACUGGUUGGCUUAUGCCUUCUGAUCUAUCAUUCUUGCCUCUUUUUUUGUAAAGGGGUUUUUUUGUUUUUGUUUUCUAAUAGGGUUUACAGCUAGAAUUUUGAAUGCCAAAGUUCUAUUUAUUAAAUUAAAAAAAGUUUUCAAUGUUAAUGGCUAAGUAUUUUUCCACUGGACUAUUGUUUGUGAUGUUGGAAUUUGUAUUUACAGAGAAAUAAAUUUUUUAUAAAAAGA
This is a messenger RNA of Felis catus (domestic cat), 7083 nucleotides long. It is a transcript of the gene CEP85L, whose product is annotated as centrosomal protein 85 like. The transcript is spliced from 14 exons. Lineage: Eukaryota; Metazoa; Chordata; Mammalia; Carnivora; Felidae. The record is from RefSeq and is a predicted model, not a curated record. Bases 139 to 2562 code for a protein of 807 amino acids. Gene Ontology annotation, cellular component: centrosome.